AUGGCCAUCUCACUCAGCUCGGAGCUCCUCUCCCUGUCCCAACAAUGGCAGCUCCUCCUCCUCGUGGCACUCGCCUCCCUCGUGCUCCUCAUGAGAAGACCGAGCAACAAAGGGCUCAGACUACCGCCCGGCCCAGCCCCGGCUCCGGUCCUGGGGAACCUCCACCAGCUAGGCUUGCUACCACACCAAAGCCUACGGGAUCUGGCAAGGCGGCAUGGGCCGGUGAUGCAGCUGCAGCUCGGCACAGUGCCAACGGUGGUGGUGUCGUCAGCUGAGGCGGCGCGGGAGGUGAUGAAAACACACGAUGAGGACUGCUGCACCCGGCCUGUGUCCCCAGGGAUGAAGCGGCUGUCCUACGGCCUCAACAAUGUCGGGUUCGCCCCGUAUGGUCCGUACUGGAGCGCGAUGCGCAAGUUCCUUCUGGUCGAACUCUUCGGCGUGCGCCAUGUCAAGGCCGCAUGGCAGGCACGCCAGUAUCAGGUGGAGAAACUAAUGAGCACCUUGAGCGGCUUGGCCGGAGAGCCGGUAGCACUGAAGGAGCACAUCUUUAGGCUGGCCGACGGCAUCAUCGGCAUGCUGGGGUUUGGCGAUAUGUACAACAGCGACAAGUUCCCACACCACAAGAACUUGGAGCACGUGCUCGAGGAGGCCACACACGCGCAGGCCAGCUUUUCCGCCGAGGACUACUUCCUCAACAUCAUCGGUCGCCUAGUCGACCAAAUCACCGGCCUCGCCGCUCGCCGCGAGCGGAUCUUCAAGAAGCUUGAUACCUUCUUCGAGAUCAUCAUUGAGCAGCAUCUUGACCCUCAGCGCGUCAAGCCUCAGAACGGUGACCUUGUCGACCGCCUCAUCGGUCUCUGGAAGGAUAACAGUGGCACCCUCAGCAUCACGAAAGACCAUGUCAAGGGCAUCAUCUUUGGCACGUUCAUUGGUGGCUCGGACACGGCCUCGGUGACGAUCCUAUGGGCGAUGGCAGAGCUAAUCCGGAAGCCGCAACUGCUGAAGAAGGUGCAAGAUGAGAUCAGGUCCGUGGUGGGUGGCAACGAGAGGGUGCAACCAGAUGACUUAGUAAAGCUAGGCUACCUCAAGAUGGUGGUGAAGGAGACCCUAAGGCUGCAUCCGCCAGCGACCAUGCUGCUGCCGAGGGAGGCCAUGCGGGAUAUCCAGAUUGGUGGCUAUGACGUGCCGGCCAAGACGCGAAUCUAUGUGAACGCGUGGGCCAUUGGCAGGGACCCAACUAGCUGGCCUGAUGACCCGGAGGAGUUCAAGCCAGAGAGGUUCGAGACGAGCGAGAUAGACUUCAAGGGCGCCCAUUUUGAGCUAACUCCAUUCGGUGCAGGGCGGCGGAUAUGUCCUGCGUUGUCUAUGAGCACGGCUACCGUGGAGUUCACGCUGGCCAACCUGUUGUACUGUUUUGACUGGGCGCUUCCGAAGGGGGCGGUAGUGAGCAUGGAGGAGGAAGGCAAGCUUAUCCCCCUCCUCAAGACCCCGCUCGUGCUGGUGCCCACCCUAUACCGGCGCAUGUAA
Molecule: messenger RNA, 1527 nt
Organism: Triticum aestivum (bread wheat)
Lineage: Eukaryota; Viridiplantae; Streptophyta; Magnoliopsida; Poales; Poaceae
Product: 4-hydroxyphenylacetaldehyde oxime monooxygenase-like
Exons: 3
Coding region: 1-1527 (508 amino acids)
Molecular function (GO): heme binding; oxidoreductase activity, acting on paired donors, with incorporation or reduction of molecular oxygen; monooxygenase activity
Source: RefSeq, a predicted model, not a curated record